Molecule: messenger RNA, 9886 nt
Organism: Globicephala melas (long-finned pilot whale)
Lineage: Eukaryota; Metazoa; Chordata; Mammalia; Artiodactyla; Delphinidae
Gene: ULK4
Product: unc-51 like kinase 4
Biological process (GO): protein phosphorylation
Molecular function (GO): protein kinase activity; ATP binding
Source: RefSeq, a predicted model, not a curated record
AGACCUGCACGGCCUCACGCUGUCGGCCUUGCUCCAUUGCUUCGCCCCUGGCUUUUGGCCAGUGGACUCGUCCUAAGGGGUCGGGGGCGAGACGCGCGCACUGGCGGCAGGCCUCCAGUGGACCUGCGGCUUCUCCCCACAGAGCUAGAAGGAGCUAGAGAUGCUAUUAGGCUGCCAUUUCAUCAAACGUGAGAAGUCAGCCCAGAGAUGGAAAACUUCAUUCUGUAUGAAGAGAUUGGCAGAGGAAGCAUGACAGUUGUCUACAAAGGGCGACGGAAGGGAACAAUCAAUUUUGUAGCUAUUCUCUGUACUGAUAAGUGCAAGAGACCUGAAAUAACCAAUUGGGUUCGUCUCACCCAUGAAAUUAAACACAAGAAUAUUGUAACUUUUCAUGAAUGGUAUGAAACCAGUAAUCAUCUCUGGCUAGUCAUGGAACUCUGCACAGGUGGUUCCUUAGAAAUGGUUAUUGCUCAAGACGAAAACCUCCCAGAAGAUGUUGUAAGAGAAUUUGGGAUUGACCUGAUUACUGGAUUACAUCAUCUUCAUCAACUUGGCAUUCUCUUUUGUGACAUUUCUCCUGGGAAGAUACUCUUGGAAGGGCCUGGCACACUGAAGUUUAGUAAUUUUUGCUUGGCCAAAGUGGAAGGUGAAAAUUUGGAAGAAUUCUUUGCAUUGGUGGCAGCAGAAGGAGGAGGUGAUAGUGGGGAAAAUGUACUGAAGAAAAACAUGAAAAGUAGAGUCAAAGGAUCUCUUAUCUAUACAGCUCCAGAAAUUGUGAGGGGUACUGACUUCUCCAUUACCAGUGACCUCUGGUCCUUGGGCUGCCUGCUCUAUGAAAUGUUUUCAGGAAAACCUCCGUUCUUCUCAGAAAGUUUCUCAGAAUUAGUUGAAAAGAUUUUUUAUGAAGAUCCUUUGCCACCUAUUCCAAAAGAUUCUUCUCGUCCUAAAGCUUCUUCAGAUUUUAUUAAUUUGCUUGAUGGUUUACUUCAAAAAGAUCCUCAGAAAAGAUUAACUUGGGCAGGACUACUGCAGCAUUCAUUUUGGAAGGAUGCUUUCACUAGAAAAGAUCAGGACUCAAGCAACGAGGAUUCCAGUGUCAGCAGAAACCUGGAGUAUUCUGGGUCACAAGAUUCCAAGGAGCUUCUCAAGAGCCCUCAUUGUGGACAAGCAAAAGGGGAGAAGAGUGGUGAGCAGCUCAGUCACUCGUUCAGACUAGAAAAUCCAUCUGAGUUGCGGCCUAAGAGCACUCUUGGGGGUCAGUUGAAUGAGUCCAUGUUUCUUCUCAGUUCUCGUCCGACUCCAAGAACUAGCACUGCAGUGGCAUUAAAUCCUGGUGAGACUAUGACUCAAAAUUCACCACAGAAGACUUCUCCCUUGACCAAAAUCACAAGUGGACACCUGAGUCAGCAGGACCUGGAGACCCGGAUGAGAGAGCUUAUCUACACAGACUCAGAUCUUGUCAUCACCCCAAUUAUUGACAAUCCGAAGAUAAUGAAACAACCACCAAUUAAAUAUGAUCCAAAAAUAUUGCAUCUACCAGCACAUUCAGUGGAUAAAUUAGUAUUUCUAGAAGACCAAGAUUGGAAUGACUUUCUGCAACAAGUGUGCUCACAGAUCGACUCCCCCGAGAAGAGCACAGGGGCCUCCCGAGCCAAGCUGAAUCUCCUUUGCUACUUGUGCGUGGUGGCCGGACACAGGGAGGUGGCCACCAGGCUCCUCCACUCACCCCUGUUCCAAUUGCUAACCCAGCAUUUGCGAAUAGCUCCAAACUGGGAUAGAAGGGCCAAGGUAGCUCGGUUGAUUGGUUUACUGGCUUCGCACACAACGGAGCUCCAGGAAAAUACACCUGUUAUUGAGGCAGUUACUCUCUUAACCGAAUUAAUUAGGGAAAACUUCAGGAACAGCAAAUUAAAACAGUGCCUUUUACCAACCCUGGGGGAGCUGAUCUAUCUUAUAGCCAUCCAGGAAGAAAAAAAAAAGAAGCCCCGAGAAUGCUGGGCUGUUCCCUCGGCUGCAUACACGGUGCUAAUGAGGUGCCUUCGGGAAGGGGAAGAACGUGUUGUGAAUCACAUGGCAGCAAAGAUUAUUGAAAAUGUCUGCACUACCUUUUCUGCUCAGGCCCAGGGCUUUAUUACAGGAGAAACUGGGCCUGUUUUAUGGUACCUAUUCAAACAUUCUACCGUUGAUUCUCUUAGGAUAACUGCAAUAUCGGCCUUGUGUAGAGUCACUCGCCAUUCUCCUACUGCCUUCCAGAAUGUUAUUGAGAACGUGGGACUGACCUCAGUAAUAAACUCCCUGGCCUCUGCCAUCUGCAGAGUCCAGCAGUACAUGUUGACCUUAUUCAGUGCUAUGCUGUCCUGUGGGAUUCAUCUUCAGAGGCUAAUCCAGGAAAAGGAUUUUGUCUCUACAAUUAUCCGUUUACUGGACAGCCCCUCGACAUCCAUCAGAGCAAAAUCCUUCCUGGUUCUUCUGUAUAUUUUGAUUCAUAACCACGAGAUGCUGCUGCUCAGCUGUCAAGCACGACUGGUGAUGUACAUCGAGAGAGACAGCAGAAAGACCACUCCAGGCAAGGAACAGCAAAGCGGCAAUGAGUACCUGUCCAAAUGCCUGGACCUGCUCACCUGUCACAUCGUGCAGGAACUGCCACGAAUCCUGGGUGACAUUCUGAACGCCUUGGCUAACGUUUCCGGUCGUAAACACCCAUCCACAGUUCAAGCGAAGCAGCUGAAGAUGUGUCUCCCCCUCAUGCCUAUAGUGCUUCACCUCGUAACGUCUCAGGUAUUUCGACCUCAAGUUGUAACGGAAGAGUUCCUUUUCAGUUACGGAACUAUUCUUAGUCAUAUUAAAUCAGUAGACUCAGGAGAAACUAACAUAGAUGGAGCUGUAGGACUGAUGGCAUCAGAAGAAUUUAUCAAGAUCACCCUGUCGACUUUUGAAGCAGUGAUACAGUAUCCUGUUUUAUUGAAAGACUAUUGCUCUACGGUGGUUGAUUAUAUCCUGCCACCCUUGGUCUCCUUGGUUCAAAGCGGGAAUGUGGAGUGGAGACUCUUCAGCUUGCGGCUGCUCUCAGAAACCACAUCUCUGCUCGUGAACCAGGAGGAUGGUGAUGGCAAGAAGGAGGCGAAUGUCGAUUCUGACAGCAGUCUUCUGGCUCUCAUUAGAGAUGUCUUACUUCCCCAGUACGAGCACAUCCUCACGGAGCCUGACCCCGUACCAGCAUAUGCUCUGAAGCUGCUAGUUGCCAUGACUGAACACAACCCAACUUUUACCAGACUUGUGGAAGAAAGCAAACUGAUCCCACGCAUUUUUGAUGUAAUUCUGGAACAUCAGACGAACAUUCUGGGUAACACCAUGCAAAGUGUGGUUGCAUUGCUCAACAAUCUGGUCACCUGCAAAGAUCUGAAUAUGAAGCUCCUUUAUGAACAAGGACUGGUCCAUCAUGUCUGUAACCUGUUCACUGAAACUGCCACACUGUGCUUGGAUGUGGACAAUAAAAACAACAACGAGAUGGCAGCCGCCCUGCUAUUUUCCCUGCUGGAUAUUUUGCACAGCAUGCUGACCUAUACCUCCGGGGUCGUGCGACUGGCUCUGCAGGCACAGAAGUCCGGCUCUGGAGGGGACACUCAGGCCGCAGAAGACCUGCUGCUGCUCGGCAAGCCUCUGACAGACCUUAUCAGCCUGCUUAUCCCGCUGCUUCCUAACGAGGAUCCUGAAAUUUUUGAAGUUUCAUCCAAGUGUCUGUCUAUACUGGUUCAGUUGUAUGGAGGAGAAAACCCAGACAGCCUGUCUCCCGAAAAUGCAGAGAAUUUUGCUGAUUUACUGAUGUCCAAAGAGGACCCGAAGGAGCAGAAGCUUCUGUUGAGGAUUCUCAGAAGAAUGAUCACCUCCAAUGAGAAGCACCUGGAGAGCCUCAAGAAUUCGGGCAGCCUCCUGCGGGCUCUGGAGUGGCUGGCUGCGGCUGGGGGUUCGUCGGCCAACAGUGCAGUGGCUUCCUUGGCCCUGGAGAUCCUCCAAGCUGCUGGACACUAGGCAAGAAGGCAUUUAGCGCGAGCCCACUCUGCGGCACCCACCCUCAGCUACACACGUUCACCACGUGGCACCUACAGCUCUAUUUGGAUCUAAUAAAGUCAGCUGAACCCAGAACCUCUGGCUGAGAUGAUCUAACUCCAGACCCUAGAAAACCCACUCAGAAUGGACCUCCUCAGUGCAUGUGUGAUGCAUCUGGGAACCCCAGGUUUGCUAGCUGUUCUCAGAAUGCUCUUUCCCUGUGUGGGCCAGGUAGGCCUCUGCUAAAGCCUGCACUGCCUGUGCUAGUCUAGGCCUGCCAGCGUCUAUAAGCAUCUUGCUUCUCUGGAGAAGAUUUAACAGGCUAGGCAGGAAUGCUCUCCCAGCUACAGCUCCAGAGCAAGCCUUUGGAAGUUAUAGUCUCUUCUCUUCCUCCUACUUUUACCUGCUUGGCUUUUCUUCAUUUCAGGGAUGAAGUGAUUCCAAGAAUCUUGGGGAGAACUGGGCAAGACUGCACUAACAGGAACAGGUGGUUAAAACUUUGCCUAAAGGAAUGCAAAACGCUCAAGGAAUGCUGGCUUCCUUGAAGAUCUGCUCAUCUAGAUGGGAUGAUGGCAUCAAGGUAGAAUCAUACCCCCAACUUCUACCAGUGACCCCCCUUAUCCUCGAAGCCUUUCCGGCUUCUUCCUCACACAUAUGCCCUUAGUGCCCCCUGUGUAAGAGUCAAGCCUGUGAAAAUACUGGGUGGACACUGCGGAAAGGGGCUGGGACUGUUGUACUGAGGGAGGGAGGGCUGGACCGUGGGCAGCUUGAACCAGGUGAGCAAGUUGAGAACAACAUUCCUUGGCCUCCUCUCUGGGUCCUCUGUUUCCCCACCUGCAGAAUGAAAGGGCUCGACUAGAUCAGUAGCUGCAGUGCUCUGGGCUGCUUAGAGAGGGGAUCUGCCCCUUGACACACACUGCCUGAGCCCAGAUGGGCUUCUGUCCCAGGCAGCAGCCCCUAUGUGGGGGGAAUGGGCGGGGGACGCAGAAGCGGGAGGCACAGGGGCACAAAGGCGGCCCCACACCUACUGCAUCACGGGAAGCUGGGCACACUGUCGCCAACAGGCCCACUUUGCCGCGGUGAUCUGGGUAAUGUGCCAGCUUCCAUUUGGCUUUGUAACAAACACAGCAGCUCCGUGCCCCCCUCCGUCAAAGGCGUGGAUGUCACUUACUUUAUUUAAACCUCACCACCUGCCAAGCAGACCUUCUUAUCUCCAUUUCACAGGUGAGAAAACUGAGGCUCAGAGGAGCCAGUCCACUUGCCCAAGGCCCCACUGCUGGGUUGAACUCGGGACUAGGACUCCGCAGCCUGUGUGUCUGCCAGUGGGAUGUCCAGAGUCGAGCUGAGUAGCAGGGCUGUAAGGGGGAACCCCACCCAGGAGCAGGCAGUGUCCUCUGCUCUCAUAGCCUCCUAACUGCCCACAGGAAGUCCUGCUGGGCAAUGUGCCCAUCACCAGGCUGUGCACCCAGGUGGCCCUGGCCUGGCUGGAUUUGUUCCUGGGGUGAGGGAAGCUGAUGGGGAGCAGCUGGAGGCCUGGCCCUCAGCUCCUGUUGCUUUGCCUCUUUGGUCCAGGGAACAGGCACAGUUCUCCCUGUUUUCCCAGAAAAUCUGUUCUCUCCUCUUUCAUUCAGCUCUUAGGGGAAGCACCCUGGAGUUCUGGACCUAGAGCCCCCCAGAAGGUAUUUCAGAGCCAUCGAAUUCGUCUUUCUCUACCCUUUUGAGUUGAGCAGGGAGGAGUCUUUGCUGCUUAAGGUGAAACAGGAGGAAAGUUUUAAAAUUCCAGAACCACGUUAAGUGGACCGUGCCUGGCCCUGAGUCCCACAGCCUCGCCUCUCUGAGGAAAGGCGUAUUUGAAUAGGCAAGGGGCAAGGAGGAGAUGUUCCCAAGCAGGGCUAGUACCCCACCAAGGGUGUUCAGCGCAGGGCGACAGGCGCUAAAGCUAGCCCACGCCAAGUUUUGCACCCUGGCAUGAGGCUAUGUCCUCCUUUUUGUCCUUCUCACAAAGGUGCCUUAUGAAAGCAGCAGCCCCAAUCCUAAUGAGCUGAGGCAGGGGACGUGAGCAGUCUGGCUGAGUAGACAAGAGGGAGGCGGAGAGCAGUGCCCUUCCCUGCCCCACACGAGAGGCCCAUACCCUUUUGUGGCUUCCCCGGCUCCAGUUCUGAGAAGACCUGGGCCCCAGCCACCCAUCAGAGAGCUCUCAGGAUGCUCGCAGUGACCAGAGGCCCAGACCCAGGUAACUACCGGCCCUCCUCUUCCCACCACCUCCAAGCUUUAGCUGUUUGCUAACUGGCUACAUGUAGUCCGUCGGCUGAGCCCCCCAGGGAUGAAUGGCAUCACUGAAGUUGCAGGGUGAGGGGGCAAAGGAGGCAGCAGGAGCAUGCCUUGCAUGGAGCGGAGCAGAGCGGACCGGCGAGUGGCUGCACUAGGCUGCCUUCUUUCCCUAACAACAGGCCCAAAGCUUUGAGACCUUGCCUCAACUUACAGCCUGAGAGUAGGUGCCCAGUGAGCUGUCCCUCUGUGACGAUCUAUCUGGGGUGACUCUGGCCUGGAGGGUAUCCUGAGAGGAACUGACAGUCAUCUGGCAGCUAAGCAAGUGGCUCUGUAGGACGCAGCAACAGAAUUUACUGACUGACGGUUCUUUGGGCUUGUCUAGCUCUUCCUGUUUCCCAUAUUAUCAUGAGAUUUCCCCUAUUACCUCAUGAGGUUCUGAGGUCAAUUUUGUGAAUGCAAGGCAGCUCUUAGCCCUGUGGGACAGCUCAGAAGUGGAGGCUCUGGUGGCUAAGGCUUUUGUCCAUAGUGAGCGAUAGUGAGAGGACCUGGGUCUCUCCUGCCUCCACUUGAAGCAAAAUGCCCUUUAUUCUCCCUCCUCCAACAACAGAAAAAUAUGUAGAAAUAAAUCUCUGUGAUAAAUGGACUUAUGCAGGGGCUGAGGUAGGAGCCUCAGGAGGGAACUGGUAGGGAAGGGGGCGGCAAGAAGCUACAAAAGCCCAAAGAGGCUUGGUCCCUGGGGAGACCUGUCUGGAGUGGGGUGGGGACAAGACUCACUGAGUUUCAGGAGGCUUUGGCCCCAACAGCCUCAAGCUUCCAGGAGGCCAAGGGAGGGAAGGGGCAACAAGCACCAGCCUUGGCCCAGAAUAAGGACCAGGGCGGUGUGGAGUCUUGAUGUGACCUGGAAGAAGGCUGGCCUUUCAAACCUGGCCUCUGGCCUCUCAGAGGCUUGAUGCUGAGGUGGCAGAGGAGGCCAGUCACCCCCCUGUAGAUUACGCAUGAGGUGGGGAGGUGGAGUGGACACCACACAGGACGUUGAUGAAUAAGAAAAAGGAAGCACUACCUUUCAGCCUCCCGCCCCCAUUAUUUUCUAACUGCAUUUGAUGGGUGUUCACUCAAGCAAGGCAAGCAGUUAGAUUCUCACCUAGUAGAACAAAACAACUGCAGUGGAGCAACUCAGCUCUCUGCUGGUUUACAAACCAUACGGCACGAUUCGGAUCUUCUGUUUUUAUUACACUAAUCAAGACAUAUUUAUCUCAAGAUCUUUCACUGUCAAGGAUUCCAAUAACCAGAUCAAAGCCUCAUGUCUAGAACACCUCAUCCAACAUGGAGAAGCUUCAUUUUUCAGCUCAUUGGUGGUCACUGCAAUGGGAUCAGAUGUCCUACGCACCUCCAUCCCCAGGUAACCACUAUUCUGUUUUUUUGUGGUAAUCUAAAUUUUCUUGCCUCUUAGGGGGCACUAAUUUCUUUAGUUUUACUAUCUCUGGAUGAUCUCCUUAAAACAGUUUGCCUUUCUCUUUGCACCAGUGCAGUCCUACGGCAUGCAUUUGUGACUUGCUUUUGUUCAGUAUCAUAUUUGAGAUAUACCCAUACUAUUGGGUUGAAGCUGUGGUCUUUUACUGCAUUGCGGCCAUUCUCUUGCAAAUUAUUGGACACAUGGGCUUCCAGUGAGGGCUUCUGAUAUUUUGUUGAUCAUGGAUUUUUUCUUGCAUUAAUUUCAGUUUUAUCCAAAUGGCUACCUAACUGUUCUACACUUUUACUAAAAAGUCCCUCUUUUGCACACUGACUUCCAGUGCUACCCUUAAAGUGUCUAUUGUCUUCAUCUUAUUCUGUUCCCUUAGUGUAUACUUCUACACACAUGCCAAUAACAGUGUAAAUUUAACCACCUCUAGCUUUACAGUUAGGCCUUGACAGCUGACAGAACAAGUCCUCCUGUCAUCUUAUUCUUCACGAGUGUCUCUGCCGUUCUUGGCUCUUUGUCCUUCUAAGUGCAUUGCAGAACUACCUUUGCUGAAUCAGAUUAACCUUCAUGUAAAGUUUUUACAUGGAACUUCAAAACUAUAAUGAUUUUAGGCAAAGCUCUGGAAUGUUUUCUGGUUUUAAAAAAAAAAACCCACCCUGCUGUGGUUCUUUAUGUUAAAAGCUGAACUCGCUAGAGAUCUUCACUCUGACCAAUAGCUCUAGCCUACCUAAUAGUUAUGCAAUGCUGCCUUGGUUCUCUGUGUCAUGCACUGGAGGCACAACUGCCCCCUCACCAGGUACACAAAUGUUUCCUCUCCAAUCCCAAUUACAUCUUAGACCACAGGGAAGAAUUUAUAAAGCUUUCUCCAAGGGUCCUCAUCCAACAAAAAGGUACUGAAUACGUGUUUUUAAAUACACAGUAAAUCACAAACAGCCCUCCCUAAGCACAAAACACUUCCAUGCUUUUUAAAGCCCAAAACACAGGUUCUAACAAACAGCUCUACUGACUCUGCCCUCAGGGAUGAACUAAGCUUGUCAGACCUACCACCAGGAUGACAGGCUCACCUGGCAGAGAGCAUGGAAGAAGGCCCAUUCUAGUUCUCUCUGAUAUGUUCAGAUAAACAUCGGCAGGUAAACCAUCUUAACUAUCAGUUCAAAGUGGAGUUGAAGGAAUUCCCCGCUCCAAAUGAGUCACACUUCUGUGAAGGUGCUUGAAGUCCAAAUCCAGGUGAGUAAUUCUUCAUUAUUACCUUAAAGGAAUGAAACCAUGUGAUGGAGUCUGGGGUGGGGGAUGCCUAUUGGGCAACACAGGACAAAACUGAAAGCCAAAGAGCUAGAUGCCUUUAGUCACGUGGGCAGGAUUCUACACAUGGCUGCAGCCAGGAUGAAGGAGUCUUGGCCAUAGGCUCUAAGCCCAGAGUCCUUCAGUUGGAGACGAUGGACUCCCCCCUCUUCUUACACAGGCUCAGAAUCAACGUUCAAGGCUGAAACACUUUUGGUGCAAUUUAACCCAGGGAUAAGUGCUAAAGAGGCCUGGCAAACAAACAAUUCCGCCUACUAGCAGUAAGGCUCUUUCCAUCAUUACUUAAGUAAGUUUAUUCAACUUCAUCCUGAGGAAGACACAUAGUGAAAUAAUUUAUUACCCUCGCAAACCACUAAGUGACAAGGAAAAAAAGGUGACACAAUCGAAUGAAUUAAAAGUUUAAUUCUGAACCAUUUUUAUAACCGCAUUUUCUCUUGAAGCAUUGUAUCACCGCAGGUUACAACAACUUUGGGAUAAAAGGCAACUGGUAAACUGUCCAAAACAAGGUUCCAAAUAACACCUCUUACUGAUUUACCCUACCCAUACAUAUCCCAAAUAAAGUUUUUGAUCAAAAACAUGAAAUAGAUCCACCUGCUUAUUUUAAGCAUAUUAAAAAGGAAACUAAUUGGACCAUUUCUAUUUGUCUAUUUUAUACAAAAAGGCUACACAAUGUUACACUUUAUUCAGAUUACAAUUAGAGUGAUUAUGAAUUAGUGUUCUACACCAUUACUCAAUUUUUAAAAAUUAGAAAUUGCUGUAGCAGUAUUCACUAUAACUUAACACUAUGAGAGACUUAAAAAACUAACA